UGGCGAUCGAUGCAGCAGAGUGAACAGCAACAACAGAGGACAACCUCUUUGAAGCCGUGGUGUAGAAGAGUCGAGAGCCAUGCCCCGUGUUUAUAUUGGACGUCUGAGCUAUCAUGUCCGUGAAAAGGACAUACAGCGUUUUUUUAGUGGAUAUGGAAAGCUCAUGGAAAUAGAUCUGAAAAAUGGAUAUGGAUUCGUGGAGUUCGAGGAUAAUCGGGAUGCCGACGAUGCCGUGUACGAGCUGAACGGGAAGGAUCUGUGCGGGGAGCGGGUGAUCGUGGAACAUGCUCGGGGGCCACGGCGAGAUCGAGAUGGCCACAGUGGGGGUUACGGGGGUGGUGGGCGCAGUAGUGGUUACACCAGCCGCACCCGUGCUGGCAGGGAUAAAUAUGGACCCCCAGUCCGUACAGAGUACCGUCUCAUCGUGGAGAACUUGUCUAGUCGCUGCAGCUGGCAGGACCUCAAGGACUUCAUGCGUCAGGCUGGAGAGGUGACAUACGCAGAUGCCCACAAGGAACGUACAAAUGAGGGGGUGAUCGAGUUCCGUUCCCAGUCGGACAUGAAGAGGGCUAUCGACAAGCUGGAUGGCACCGACAUCAAUGGGCGAAAAAUUCGCCUAGUGCCGGACCGAACUCGCAAACGAAGGUCUUACUCUGGCAGCCGCUCAAGAUCACGUAGUCACCGCCGUUCUCGCAGCAGAAGCCGCAGGAGCUCCAGGAGUCGUUCCCGAUCCAACUCCAGGUCUCGUUCCCGUAGCAACAAGAGACAUCAUCAUUCACGCUCCAGAUCAGGAAGGAAGUCUCGCUCCAAGUCAGGAGAAAGCAAAUCACGUUCUCGUAACCGCAGGUCCCGUUCCAACUCCCGUAAAUCCAAGUCUCGUUCUCGCUCCCACAAAUCACACUCGCGUUCUGCUGAACGGAAAACGCGAUCUGCUGAACGGAAAUCGAGAUCAGCUGAACGGAAAUCACGCUCAGCUGAACGCAAAUCCCGUUCAAAGAGUCGCUCAAAGGUAAAGUCGGAGCGGGAUUCUCGUAGUCGAUCAAAGGAGAUUUCCGGUGACAAGAAGUCGUGCAGUCGAUCACCUUCCCCGCUUGAGAAUGGGAAAGAGGAACGUGCAACCAAGUCUGCCUCCCGCUCCCCAUCUCCACAGGAGGAUGAUCGUCGAUCCAAAUCAAGAGAGAGGAGGUCAGCAAGCCGCUCGAGGUCUCGCUCACGAUCUCGCUCACGGUCUAGAUCAGCUUCUCAGGAUUAGUGGAAAUGGAAAACAAAUCUUUCUUUCAUUGUAAGCUUGAUCACUUUGCUGUACAUUUUUAGCGGUGUCAUCAUACUGGUCUAUGCUUCCUGACUUGUCUUCUUUUCCCCUUCAACUACACACUGUUCUUAAACAUGCUUAUAGAUGACGUAGCUUGAGGAUUUGCCACAGUAAUAGAGGUACUUCAAAUAAAAUUCAAACUUAGACUUUUGUCCUCAUAACUUUCCCUUAUAAUAUACCAGAAUAGUCAAUGGACAGGGCUGAAUGUCUCAACAUUUUAGAAGUGAUAACAAUGACCCAAAAAUGUACAUGUACUAUAAUCAAACCUUGCAAACUGUUUAUAGUGUAGGAAAAGGCAUUUUUUUAGUUUACCGUAACUCCAAUCAACAGAUCAGGUAGAUUGAUACAAUGUUCUAAAAUGUCUAUUUCAGAGCUCAUCCAUCAGACAUUGUCUUAAACUCACCUAAAGAGCAUGGUUGGAGAAAAGUAGCCUUUGAUUGCAGUGUUUGAGCUAUUUCCUUUUGAUCUCAAGUCAGUUAUUUCUUUCUCAAGGAGUUGGUCGAUCUCAGUUGUCUUGCAGUGCUGUCAGCUGUUCAACUCUGAUAGAUAAACUUCUACUGAAGGAAUGCAUAUUGACAUGAAAUAUUGAAGAUUUUGAUCCAUGUUAAAGCUAAUUUCAUUGUAGGUGGGCUACUAUGAUUUGAGUUUUAAACGUCACAUGCAUAGACCAUGAGAUCAGCAUUAGUUAAUAAUGUUUUUGAUGCCAGUGAUUUUUUUUUGAUUUUUUUUUUUAACAUUGAGCAGGUAAUCUGUUGAAGGCUGUUUGUAUUUUCUGGAUUUAGAUUUUACUAGAGCUUCAAGCCCUCAUGCAGUGUCAAUUUUCUUUAUUUCCUGCUUUGAUCUGUGUGCAGCCUCGGGUCGCUCUCUUUUUUUUUUUCCUUAUUUGAGUUGUGGGUUUUGGUAAUCCUCUACUUGUAUAAAAUGUGCAGCUAGUACUGGCAGUUCUUCCUUCAAAUCUAUUUGAUUUGCUUGAAAGUUUAUGAUAACAAACCUUUAUAUAUACUGAGUGCAUGCCCAUAGUCCACGUUUUCAGGUUCAUAUUUUUUCUCCAUGCGCCUGAGAUCUCAGAAAUGUCCUUUUUUAUUGUAUGUAUAAUUAAAGAUCUUAAUAAAACUCUUGAUCUUUGAUGUCA
Molecule: messenger RNA, 2444 nt
Organism: Labrus mixtus (cuckoo wrasse)
Lineage: Eukaryota; Metazoa; Chordata; Actinopteri; Labriformes; Labridae
Gene: srsf6a
Product: serine and arginine rich splicing factor 6a
Exons: 6
Coding region: 80-1252 (390 amino acids)
Biological process (GO): mRNA splice site recognition; alternative mRNA splicing, via spliceosome
Cellular component (GO): nucleus; cytoplasm; ribonucleoprotein complex
Molecular function (GO): mRNA binding
Source: RefSeq, a predicted model, not a curated record